AUGGCUAUCUCUUCUUCUAUGCUAUCCCAGGUCAUAGCCAUUGCUCUUGUACUGGCGCCCAGGAUCUACAAAUUCAUCAUAUACCCAGCCUUCCUCUCCCCACUGGCCAAAAUCCCUAAUGCCCACUUCACCUCCCCGUUCUCCCCUCUCUGGAUCUUAUGGAGGAGGUUUCGAACGACGGGAAACAGGACCAUUCAUGCCGCUCAUAUGAAAUAUGGACCCAUUAUCCGUCUGGGCCCAUCAGAAAUAUCGAUCAACUGCUACGAAGGUGGCAUUCGGACGGUUUAUACAGGUGGAUAUGAAAAGCAUGAAUGGUAUCCGCGGCUAUUCGGCUCGUUCGGAACUAUAAGCAUGUUCUCGAUGACUGGGAACAAACAACAUUCGGCUCGGAAACGCAUGCUAGCAAAUAUAUAUUCCAAGUCCUACCUACAAGCAUCGCCUCAGCUCAAGGCAAUUACCGAAGCAAUACUCUUCGAUCGACUUUUCCCAAUUCUCGAGGAGUAUGCAAGUUUGGAGUCUUUUGUCGAGGUCCACGAACUAAACAAUGCAAUAGCUCUGGAUUUUAUAACUGGAUAUAUCUUUGGCUUACCAGCCGCUUCAAAUUUCCUACAGAAUCCUUCACUACGGAGGAAAUGGUUCUCCACAUAUCACAGCCGCAAGCAGUUUGAAUUCUAUAUUCAGGAAACACCGGUGUUACUUUCCUGGUCUAAAAAGCUUGGUUUUCCUUUGAUCCCGAAAUGGUGUACAGAGGCAAACGAAUAUAUGGAAACCUGGGGACUAGAGGCAUGCGACAAAGCGGAAGAAAACAUUUCCUCGACGAACCCAGUAGCCGUACCAAUAGUGUAUAGACAGCUGAAGCAAGCACUGGAAAAGCAAUAUGUUGUUAACCCUAGGUCAGAGCUAGGUGAUAAGAAUGCAGCCCAGCAGGUACGGCUUGAGGUUGCAUGUGAGGCUUUUGACCAUCUCACAGCUGGUCAUGAAACCAGUGCCUUAACUCUCACAUAUUUGUUCUGGGAGCUUUCGAAGAAUCCAGGUCUUCAGGAUAAGCUGAGGGCGGAGCUGAGGACACUUUCCCCUAACGUGGCACCACUAAAUUCAAAUGCUGAUUCAAAACUUCCUUCUCACAAGUCAAUUGAUGCCCUUCCUCUGCUAGAUGCGAUAGUCAUGGAAACAUUACGCCUUCAUCCGCCAAUCCCAGGUAUCCAGCCUCGAAUAACCCCCGCAGACGCCUCUUUGGCGGGAUACCAUAAUAUCCCAGAGAAUACACGGGUUAAUGCCCAGGCCUACUCUCUUCAUAAAAAUGAAGAUGUUUUCCCUAACUCGGAUAGUUGGCUUCCAGAUAGGUGGCUUGCUCCCCCAGGCCCCCAGGAACUAGAUGAAAUGAAGCGUUGGUUCUGGGCAUUUGGCAGCGGAGGUCGAAUGUGCAUUGGCAGCCACUUUGCCUUGCAGGAGAUCAAACUCGUGGUUGCCGCGAUCUAUACAAACUACACCACUUCCGUAGUGGAGGACAAUGGAAUGGAGCCAAUUGAUGCAUAUACAACUCGUCCAACCGGUAACAAGCUCACUUUAAAAUUUGGACGUGCAUAA
This is a messenger RNA of Microsporum canis CBS 113480, 1587 nucleotides long. RefSeq names its product cytochrome P450 3A6. Bases 1 to 1587 code for a protein of 528 amino acids. Gene Ontology annotation, molecular function: oxidoreductase activity, acting on paired donors, with incorporation or reduction of molecular oxygen; monooxygenase activity; iron ion binding. Lineage: Eukaryota; Fungi; Ascomycota; Eurotiomycetes; Onygenales; Arthrodermataceae. The record is from RefSeq and is a predicted model, not a curated record. The transcript is spliced from 3 exons.